AUACAUUGGUCCGUUUGCUAUCCGCUCUCUAGUUAGCCGGCGUAGUACGAAGUCUAGUCGGAGACAGACAGGCUCCUGCCCGUGGUCGUGACCCCAGGCUCUCGCAGACGUGACGCUAGCUAGCGCGAAGUGAUCCCGGCGCGAGUGAGAUAUGGCCGUAGCAGCCGCGCAGAAGAACCGCGAGAUGUUCGCCAUCAAGAAGUCCUACAGCAUCGAGAACGGCUACCCGUCCCGCCGCCGCUCCCUGGUAGACGACGCGCGCUUCGAGACGCUGGUCGUCAAGCAGACCAAACAAAGUGUGCUCGAGGAGGCUCGCGCUCGUGCCAAUGACUCUGGCUUGGAAUCAGAUUUUAUCCAAGACACCGCUCCAUUCGGCGAAGACCAACACGAUGAAAACAAAAAUGUUCAAUCUGAAGCAGACGCAGAUGGUACAAUAAAAUCAGACGAAGAUUACACCCUCACUGAAGAGGAGAUCAUUCUACAGAACGCCGCCGGCGAGAGUGCAGAGGCCGAAAAGGCUAUUCAAAAGGCAGCCCUGCUACUUCGUAUGCGCGAAGGCAUGGGCACUCUCUCUCGCAUCCUGAAAGUCAUCGACAACUACAAGGGCUGCGUCGAGCACCUCGAGACUCGCCCCUCGCAGGAGGCCGGCAUUCAGUUCGACGCUCUGGUGAAAGUGAGCAUGUCUCGCAGCAACCUGCUGCAGCUCAUCCGGUCGCUGCGCCAGUCGACGUCCUUCGCGGGUGUCAGCCUGCUCUCCGACAACAUCUCCAACAAGACGCCGUGGUUCCCUCGCCACGCCUCCGACCUGGACAGCUGCAACCACCUCAUGACCAAAUUCGAGCCCGAACUCGACAUGAACCACCCAGGGUUCGCCGACAAGCAAUACAGAGAGCGCAGGAAGGAAAUCGCUGAGAUCGCGUUCGGCUACAAAUACGGCGACCCGAUCCCGUCCAUCGUGUACUUGGAGACGGAGAACUCGACCUGGCAGCGAGUGUUCAACACCGUGCUGGAGCUGAUGCCGAAGCACGCGUGCCGCGAGUACAAGGCGGCGUUCGGCAAGCUGCAGGCGGCCGACAUCUUCGUGCCGCACCGCAUCCCGCAGCUGGAGGACGUCAGCAACUUCCUGCGCAAGCACACCGGCUUCACGCUGCGGCCCGCGGCCGGCCUGCUCACGGCGCGCGACUUCCUCGCCUCGCUGGCCUUCCGCGUGUUCCAGUCCACGCAGUACGUGCGCCACGCCAACUCGCCCUUCCACACGCCUGAACCUGAUUGCAUCCACGAGCUCCUCGGACACAUUCCUCUGCUGGCCGACCCAAGCUUCGCUCAGUUCUCACAAGAAAUUGGUCUUGCAUCUCUUGGUGCUUCAGACUCCGAAAUUGAAAAACUGUCCACGGUGUACUGGUUCACUGUCGAAUUCGGUCUGUGCAAAGAGAACCAACAGUUGAAGGCGUACGGCGCGGCGCUGCUGUCCUCCAUCGGAGAACUCCUGCACGCCCUCAGCGACAAGCCCGAGCUGCGCCCGUUCGAGCCCGCCUCCACGUCCCUCCAACCCUACCAGGACCAAGAGUACCAACCAAUCUACUACGUGGCUGAAAGCUUCGAAGACGCCAAAGAUAAGUUCAGACGCUGGGUGUCGACCAUGUCGCGACCCUUCGAGGUCCGCUUCAACCCGCACACAGAGCGCGUGGAGGUGCUGGACUCGGUGGAGAAGCUCGAGACCCUCAUCUGGCAGCUCAACACGGAGAUGCUGCAUCUCACCAACGCCGUCAACAAGCUGCGGGGCUCGCAGUUCGAGUGAACCCGCUGCGCCCAGUGCGCGGCGACCCUUGUAUAGCUAGUGAUAUUGUAGGUGUAAGAGUGUCGUGUAGACGUGGGACUUGUGUGCGUGUGGAGACCGUCGGAUGGUACUUCGUUGAUUUCCUUUUGUACCUUAUUAUUUAUUGUGCCGAGCUAUUGCCGGGACCCGCCUGCGCGCGGCGCGCCCAUUGCCCGUUUCGGACGCCGCGCCCGGACGCGGUACCCUAACUAUUAUGUUAGUGUUUAAUUUAUAAUUUAAUAAGACACAAACUUUAAAAAAAUAAAUGGAGCACCAAAAAGUAAAAAAAAUCAAACAGAAAAUAUAUGUGUUUUAGUGGAGAA
Messenger RNA from Bicyclus anynana (squinting bush brown), 2139 nucleotides. It is a transcript of the gene ple, whose product is annotated as tyrosine 3-monooxygenase. The record is from RefSeq and is a predicted model, not a curated record. Lineage: Eukaryota; Metazoa; Arthropoda; Insecta; Lepidoptera; Nymphalidae. The coding region runs from base 152 to 1798 and encodes 548 amino acids. Gene Ontology annotation, cellular component: axon; perikaryon; cytoplasm. The transcript is spliced from 8 exons. Gene Ontology annotation, biological process: dopamine biosynthetic process from tyrosine. Gene Ontology annotation, molecular function: iron ion binding; tyrosine 3-monooxygenase activity.